Molecule: messenger RNA, 3253 nt
Organism: Lytechinus variegatus (green sea urchin)
Lineage: Eukaryota; Metazoa; Echinodermata; Echinoidea; Temnopleuroida; Toxopneustidae
Exons: 2
Coding region: 184-1122 (312 amino acids)
Biological process (GO): G protein-coupled receptor signaling pathway
Cellular component (GO): membrane
Molecular function (GO): G protein-coupled receptor activity
Source: RefSeq, a predicted model, not a curated record
AAGAUUUAUCUGCGUUAAAAUAUGUACAUGUGUAAAGUUAAUCUAAUCUCCGUUUCGAUUCAGAAGCCGAGAUCGUGGUGAUCUGUGCCAAGCUACUUUUCGCUCAACUGUUCAAUAGACCUCAACUAAGUAAAUUUCACAAACCUUAAGUUGGCUUAGCUUUAGAGGUUUGAUUUUUCCCCAAUGGCCUUCGUGUAUACAUCGCUAGUGCACUGGGUAACUCCACUUUCACUUUCAGUGUUUGGCGUGAUUUUGAACCUCCUGUCAAUGGGUGCAAUUUUGAGCUUCGGGGCCUUACGCAAAACCAAAAAUAUUUUCAUCUUUCACCUGUCCUUUUGUGAUUUCGUCGCAUCACUUUCUAUCAUGAUGACUUCUAUUAAAUUUAUUACUCAGUGGGAGUUUCCCGUGUCCAUCUUUCAACUGCUAUUCCUAGUAGCCUUGAUGAUGUCGCUACUCACUACCCUUGCUAUCGCCAUAGAACGAUUUAUCAUCUUUUAUCUUGAUCCAUUUGGGAAUCGCAAAAUCAUCACCCCAUUUCGAACGAUCCUGGCAUUUUCGGUGACAUGGGUCUUUGUAGGCGGGUUAUUUUACAUAAUGGGCUCACGCUUCAAAGAAAGAUUGUAUUUGCUGGGUAAGGUGAUAUUGUCAUCUACAAUUUUGAUUAUCACCGUGGUUACUGUGUCCUUGUAUAAAAUCAUCUAUCAGAAAAUAACGUCUGCGUCUACAAGCCUUGGAGCGUCGGAAACGUUUCUCCAGCGGAGGUUCAAGUUGCACCAGAAGAUCAUUGUGACAUUCAGCCUUGUUGUCGGAACGACUGGGUUGUGUUGGCUCCCGGUGACAGUGACAGAGUUCUUGAAAGGGUUUCCGCAACUUAAUGACAAAGCCUGGUACAUCGUUCUCGAACGGGUCUUCUUCGGUAUUCUGUGCUCAAACCAGUUCUUGAAUCCGAUCAUCGUCUGGUCCAGAUUGACGGAGUUUAGGGAUACGUUAAAGGUUUGCAGGCGAGGGGACCAAGCUGGCAGUGGGUCCAAGUCUACAGGACAGAACACUAGAUCCGUAUCAGCCAACGUGCCAGUAAACAACAUGUCUAGAGACAAUCCCAAUUUCAUAGCGUCACCGUGAGCUAGUAUCACUAUGACGCCCUCACUCUCCGAGAGUCGUUUUUUCACAUAAUUUCAAAAUCUGACAUUAAACGAGUCUUGAGAACACAAGCACACAUUAGACACCCGAGGUGGUUGAACACUCUAGACUUUUUCGAUGUAGGCAAGGAACUCGGAAAAUUGUUAAUGCCUUGAACUGGUAUUAAUACACCAGUGACCCCCUACGGUAUUAAACAUGCAUAAUUUUAAGAUAUAGAUCUGAAUAUAAAUAAUAAAUAUCAAUGGAAGACGAGUGUGUUUGUAUUUAUAUAAGCCCCCCCCCCACAUACACACACAUUGGUUUAGAUGUUAGUACGAUCUCAAUUUCCUUUUUUUUUUUGGGGGGGAAGAAAGCAAAAAACGAUGUCGGAACUUUGACCCUCAUUUUCAUGGCAAAAAUGGUCUCAUAUAAUAUUUAGGUUAUGUCGACAUAUAAUUGUGGGAUCACGUUUUGGAUGCCUACAAAAUUCUCGCUCAUUCACACUAAUGGUUUGUGAGAUAGAAAACAAUGCGAUACUAGUAUUUGAAUUUUAAAACUCAUUUACAUACCCAAGAAGACCGAAUGAACUUGAUGAAAUUAUGAGAUGAUUGUCUGGUUAUGUUCUAUAUCCGUGCCAUCCGUGGCACUUAUAAUAAUCAUAAAAGUGAGGAUGAAAUUAGAGGGUUGAAUGUUUACAAAAAAACUCUUAAAACAAUUCAGUCAGAUUGACUAGACCAGUAGUCAGCUGGGUGCAACUUAUAUGACAAUCGCCGAUUAUCAUAUUUCUGACAUAUAUUCUAGUCAGACAUAACUAUGUUUUAGUUAAAACAAAAAAUACGACUAGAAACUCGCCAAAUAUGACUAGAAUAAUAUUUGCACCCAGCUGGCCGUAAACUAGUUAUCUAACAUUCGAUGUCUGAACCCAAAAAGGCUCGCUUUAAAAACAGAUCGGCAUGUAUGAAGACUACUCCUGACAGGAUCAAAUUCACCACCUGAGACGGUAAAAUGGCCCUAAUUAUUCCGCUAGUCAAAAUAGUUCCAAAAUUGAUGACACAUCUUCCCCAUUUGGAAAAAGAAAGUCCUAUAAUUAUCCUCCCUAGAAUCAGCGUCAGAUUGCCAAUUAUAUUCAUUCAUUUUUGUCAAUCACAUAAAUCAAAUUAAAAAUUGGAGAAUGGGUUAGCUCGAAUGAAUCUUUUGCCUGUCAGUUGUAAAUAGGCCCGUGCUACCUCCAUUAUUCAAUGUAAAGUUAUGGAAUGUUCUUGCAUAGGAAACAAAAUAAUAUACAUUCACAACAUGCUUUUUCAUAUCUAAAUAUAAAACCGUUAUUUUAUCUGCAUUUGAUUGCACAAAACCUCUGUCUGUUUGUAGUUUGGUUGUAAUGGACCUAUUGUAGAUUUUGAUUGUUUUCUGAAUUUGAUUUACCAUGCUAUAACGAAUAAUUUGUACGCAAGGGGAUCACUUUUUGUUGUGAUAAGCAUCCACAUUAUAUCUGAUUUGCAUUUUAUGAAUUAUAUAAACAAAUUGAAUUGAAACGCUAAAAUGAACAAUACUUACACAAUAAUUGUCUGCACAAUAACAAAACUGUAUGGGUAAUAAAAAAACUGUUGUAUAAACACGGGUGUCCAGUACACAACUAUCAUUUCCUGAGGUUGAUUAACUUGAUAUUAGAUGUUCUUAAUCUCACUUAGUUUGAAAGUUGAUUAUAACAUUAAAUAUAUCAUGUGAAAAAAAUUGUAAGAUUUUAAAAAGGUUGCACUUGACUAUUUGUAAAUAAGCUUUGAUGUUCUUAGGAAAUUUGAUAUGCAUUUUGUCAUGAAUGGAACGGCAUAGGCCUACGAGUUUUACAUUGUAUCAUGCUCUUUCAGCAGUUCAGUAUAUUUUAUAACAAAUCUUGCAUAAUUGCUAAAAAGAACAGAUUAGAAGUUGUGCCUCUUUGGGAUCCGGGGGGGGGGCACUCAGUAUAUAAUGCAUAGUGGGUAUGUGCCGCGGAGGGGACCCCCAUUUUUACAUGUACACUCAAAUUUUCGUUCCGAGGCAUAGCACUUUUGUCUCAUUGAGAAAAAGAACGGCAAAGAAAGCCGCUCCAAAGCAUAGCUUUUUCUUCUUAUCGAGAAAAAGAAGAAAGAAAUCUAGA